Paramuricea clavata is the source of this 256-nucleotide messenger RNA. The record is from the annotation of a GenBank genome assembly. NCBI's taxonomy places the organism in Eukaryota, Metazoa, Cnidaria, Anthozoa, Malacalcyonacea, Plexauridae.
AUGGCGGAAAGGUGGUUAAGAAGGCUAGAAUUACUGGACAAUGUCGCAAGAGAUAACAGAGGCAGGAGGAGACCAUAUAUAUUUGAUUACGGGAAAUAUGACGAGGAGCGGUUUCGAUGCAGAUACCGGGUAACUACGGCUAGAUUGCGAGAGUUACUGGAUAUAAUUAGGCCAGAAAGAUCUGCGCACAACGAGCGAGGAAAUCCCAUUCCCGCAGAUAUACAACUUUUGUUGACUCUAAGGUUUUACGUCACGG